CAACGCAGUGCCACGUGAAAAUCAAGGAGCUGAGACAAGGCUACCAGAAGACCAAAGAGGCAAACGGACGCUCCGGAUCCCAUCCCCAGACAUCCCGUUUCUACGAGGCACUGCAUUCCAUCCUCGGUGCGGCCGCCACCACUACCCCACCACUGACCGUGGACUCUGAGGAUGGGAUAUUGUCCACGGCCGGUUCCUCGGACAUGUUAGCGGACGGGGAAGAUGAGGAAGGAGAUGAGGAGGGCGAGGCAGUCGGCAGCGCUCACAACACUGAUUUCCCCGACAGCCAGGAUCUCUUCAUCACCCUUACAGAGAUCCCCUACGAAGCGUCCCCAGCCGUUACCCCGGACACAGAAUCUGGGGAAGGAUCAGCCACCACAUCUGCGACUGUCUCACAACGUAGCCUGGCAUCACACUCCCAGAGGCUAGCGAAGAUUAGGCAUAGGAAGAAGAGGACACGGGAGGACAUGUUCUCUGAACUUAUGGCCUGUUCCCAAGCCCAGGCAGCACAGCAGACCCAGUGGCGGGAGAAAUUGACCCAAAUGCAGCAAGCAAACAUGGAUCGGGAGGAGAGGUGGCGGCAGGAAGACCAGCAGGCGACUCAAACGCUGCUUGGACUACUGAGGGAGCAAACAGACACGCUCCGGCGCCUUGUGGAUGUUCUGCAGGAACGGAGGCAGGAGGACAGAGCCCCGCUGCAGUCCAUCUCUAACCACCCUCCCCCGCCACCAAGUCCCAUACCCACCUCACCCAAAGUGCAAAGAAGGAGAGGCGGCAGAGUCCCUGCUAACUCUCACUCCACCCCUGCAGAGAGCUCUAGUAGCAGAAGGCUCUCAUUCCCCAAAACUUGAAAAGUUCUUUCCUUCCCGCCUGACACAAGCCCCCGUCCAAGUUUCACCUCCCAGUUCCAUGUGUAGUUG
Molecule: messenger RNA, 920 nt
Organism: Malaclemys terrapin pileata
Lineage: Eukaryota; Metazoa; Chordata; Testudines; Emydidae
Exons: 2
Coding region: 204-851 (215 amino acids)
Source: RefSeq, a predicted model, not a curated record